Molecule: messenger RNA, 684 nt
Organism: Malassezia globosa CBS 7966
Lineage: Eukaryota; Fungi; Basidiomycota; Malasseziomycetes; Malasseziales; Malasseziaceae
Exons: 1
Coding region: 1-684 (227 amino acids)
Biological process (GO): glucose metabolic process; beta-D-galactose catabolic process via UDP-galactose, Leloir pathway
Molecular function (GO): carbohydrate binding; aldose 1-epimerase activity
Source: RefSeq, a predicted model, not a curated record
AUGGAAUUGGGGCGCAUACAUGUCCAGUAUCGUGCACGUCUCGUGGACGAUGCCACUACUGCGACGCCGCUGAAUUUGACGCAGCACUGGGGCUUCAACCUCGGAGCCUCAUCGGUCGCACAUCGCGGCACGGGUGUGGAUGGACAUGCGCUGCAGCUCGGUGGUGGAGCUCGGCCCUUGUACCGCCUCGUCUUGGACACGGAUGGGAUUCCGACAGGUGCAUUGGAAUCAUGUGCAGGCACACGAUACGACUGGUCACGGCCUAAUCAGCAGAUUCGGGCCGAUACCGAUUAUGACCAUUUUUACGUGUGGGGGCCAAGCACUGCAGCCAGCAACAGCGAAACAGCAGGGCGCAGGAAUGCCAUUGACCGUAACCCUGUCAUGGCCACGCUAAGUGGCCCCACUGGACUCACGCUUCGAUUCCGGACGAAUCAGACCGGCGUCCAAAUGUUCGUGCCACCAAACGCCUGCAAGGAGGGAGCGAGAAAGGUGCGACACCGUAUCGAACCAACCAAGCCUGAAUUAGAUGGACGGCAUCACGCGAUCUUUCUCGAGUUUUCUGCACCACAUGCCACAUUUCUGAGACCAACACUAUGGAAUUGGGCGGGUCAUGACACUCUCUUGAGACAAGGCGAAACAUAUCAAAGUGUGGUGACAGUGGAAUUGAGUCAACAGGUGCUAUAA